AUGGCUGAUCAGCAACGUAGCCACAACACUUCAGACUCUCGCCGGAAACCAUCAGCAGCCGGGAGACGAACCUCACAACGAACUACAACGUCGUCAUUUUCUUCCGGCGGCGGAGCCAUAGCAGCCGCAACUGCCACGACGGGGACAGGAACGAUCUCACCUUGUGGGGCUUGCAAGUUCUUGAGAAGGAAGUGUGUUAGUGGGUGCAUAUUCGCUCCACAUUGCGGUUCGGACCAGGGAUCGGCUAGGUUCGCGGCGGUUCAUAAGGUGUUUGGAGCUAGUAACGUGUCGAAACUACUGCAUCAUAUUCCGGUGAACCGUCGUCACGAGGCGGUGGUUACGAUUUCAUACGAGGCUCAGGCUAGGCUAUCUGAUCCUGUUUAUGGCUGCGUCUCAACUAUCCUUGCUCUCCAACAACAGGUGGCCUCGCUACAAGCAGAGUUAUCGUUGGUGCAAUCACAACUAAUCAAUAGUAGAGUCGCAAUGGCCAACGUUAUGCAACAACAACAAAGUCAUCAACAACAACAACAACAACUAGUCGUUAUGCAACAACCUGAAUACUCCAACAACUCAUCCGCCUCCACCACUCUUGCUGGAGCCACCAUGAACAGCUUCGCCGCGACUGCACCAGCGGCCGUUGGUUAUGACGUCAUGGCUCCGGCUAACUUAGAACAUUCGUUGCAGCCUAUGCCACCGCAUCAACAGGGUAGACUAAGUCAGCAUGAGGAAGAGGAAGAGAGCGGUGCUGAUUUUUCGGUGGCUGUUGGUUCAACAGUGGUGGCUGCGGAGGUUAUAUUUCCGGCAGAGGGUUUUCACCGGAUAUAA
Messenger RNA from Eruca vesicaria subsp. sativa (arugula), 825 nucleotides. Lineage: Eukaryota; Viridiplantae; Streptophyta; Magnoliopsida; Brassicales; Brassicaceae. The record is from the annotation of a GenBank genome assembly.